GGCUUGAGGGCUUGAGUAUAUUGGAGCUCAGCAUCUUAUCGAGCGGCCGCGGCAGCUCGGGAAUUUUGCAUUUCUGUUUGGAGCUGACCACCUGUGCCGAGACUACCGCGCGGCGGCGCAGCAAUUGUUCGUCUUAUUUUGGGGGUUCUGUGAGGUUUCUAGCGAUCUUGGUUCACAAACACCAUAUGCUUCUCAUUUUUCGGCUUCAUAAGGGUUAGAAUGAUGGUAAAAACACUGUUUCAUAAAUAGGGAUUUGUGCAAGUGUUUUGAACGUGAGGUUUUUUGAAUCUUCAGGCAGCAGCUUUCUCUGGGAUGUUAUUUGUCCCGGCUCGGAGGGGGUUGAUGCCGUGGUGGGUUUGGCUCCACCAUAAAAGUCCGUAGUACAACAACGACUGAGUAAACUGGACCCUUUUUUUUUUCCUGCUCUAUUAACCGGGUGUACAAGUCGAUUCUAUCAUAUAGAUCAAAUUAUUUCAUCUUUCCAGCAAGUUUGUUGAUCCUCGAAGAAAUGUAGAAAUAGUCGGAUUCUGGAGAUCGAGGUCAUGCCAAGGAUUGUAUCACAUCUUAUGCCUCGAUUGGGAGGGAAGAGGCUGGGGAAGAGGCAAGCAGCAACAGCAGCUACCCGGCCUGAAAUUCUCACCGGCCCUGGCCUCGGCCUGCUUGUUGCUGCGAGCAAUCGGUGAGGGUGGAUAAGAAAACGAAAAGCCCGGUUCAGUCAUCAAACGGCUGAGGGUACAGAGACAUUGAAAAGGUACAGAUAUCACCAGUGAAGCUAAGCCGGAUGAGAGUGCAGGUGGCUUUGGCAAUAAAACGUUGAAAAAUCAAGGCACGCAUCAAAAAGUCAGUUUGUGAGGGUGGUGGGUUUGUUAAUGGGUGUGUUUGUUGGGCCUUGUGUUCUGUGUGUGUGUGUGUGUGUGUGUGUGUGUGUAGCCGGGAUCGUCUAUGUAUGUAAGAAAUGGACAGGUACGGAUCGUGCAUCAUCACCCCUCCCCCAUGUACUAAACCAAGCUGAGCUUACCUCAGACAUGAGGAGAGAGGGGUGGGUAGGUAAGAGUGGUUGUUUGGCUAAACCAAACAUUUCAUCAUUCGAUUUGAUCUUCUUUUUUGCUCUCCAAACUUCCCCGUCGCUGUUUUUGUUUUCUCCACCUCUUGGUUCAAUUGGCACUUGGCAAGAGGGAGGAGGGACGAAUUGUUGUCACGUCUGAUUCUGCGGUGCCUACACUCUCCGUCGGCUGUGUGAGACGGAUGGUAAGAUAGACCGGCAAAGGAACGAAAAUCCGCUCACUCAGCUUCGUGUUUGUUGGAUCGAUGGGAAGGAAUUGAGGUUGGAUAUAUCGGAAUGAGAGGAUUUCGUUAAGACGGGAAAUGUUUCUUCUCGAUAAAUCCACGACGACAACGAUAGGCGCUGCCCGAUAUGCCCCCAGGUCCUCCGUGUCACGAUGACCGAUACUACCUCGAGGAUGAAGAGGGUUAUGUCUUUUCGGAGCCGUAUUAUCCCCCGGUGACAUCGACAGCGCCUUCUUCACGGCCACAGAUGAUAUCGGUACCAUCAGCAUCGUCAACGACUACGCGUAGACAACCAGUGACUGUGGCUACCAAUACUGCCACUACGCGCCCGAGACCAGCUCUCGAGGAACAAGUUUCGCCUUUGGAGACUCGACCAGCAAGGAAACCGACCAAUGCGUCUUCAUCACAAACGCCAUUAUCACCACAGCGCGUGGGGACCGUGAGCAGUGGGGGGCGACAUACUGUGUCCCCAGCCAGUUCCAUCCAUGAAGACCAGGAAGAAGAUAUUGUCCAGCAAGGGGAUAGCGACGACGUCGAUCAGGAACAGCUGCAGCAAUACUACGUAUACGGCAGUGGAGGAGGCACAGCUUUGGGUCUUUCUUCGCCUCCCCAUCAUCAACACCACCAAGCUGCGGCACAGUCGGGUUGGCAAGCAGCUGGCAAUGCGGGGUCCUUCCAGCAACAGCAGCAGCAGCAUCAGGCGCAACAACAACAACAACAACAACAGUACAACGAAUCCCUCUUAGCUCCCUCUUGGCCGAGACAACAGUCACAGCAGCAGCAGCUUCCAGUGCCACAACGACCCGAUGUCCCACGCACAGAAAGCUAUCCGCCAAUCUGGCUCGCCUAUGCCACCCAGAACAAGGACCUCCCGCCUGUGCCGCAACCAUCACCUCCACAACCGCUUCGAUCGCAUCCUGUGGAUGUGCCAUUCCCACCUUCUCAAUAUUGGCGAGGGAGCCGGGACUUGCGAGAGUUGAACGAAGCGAGGGCGCGGGCGGCACAGCCGGGUAAGGGUCCCAUUCGGACUUCUUAUGGACCAGCUCCAGAACCGACAUUUUCGACGUCUGGGCCUCCGGUUACGGCUUCAUGGCUGAAUAUCACGCCUCCUCCGAGCGAGCGGCAGCCUCCAAGAGAAGAAGAAAUCACGCCUGUGCCACCUUCGGCGUGGAGAUCAACCACGCAGACUAAUAGCACUCCUAACCUUCGGCAUCACUCUCGUUCGACAACGAGUCAAAAUGUGGUUCCGGAAAGGUUGAGGCAAAGUCAGCAAAGAGAGAGCCGUCCCAGUAAUCUGACUCGAUUGUCUUCAGGUUGGGGCAACCAUGCGAACUCUGGGCCUUUUAUGCAUUAUGAAGAUCUCGAUUAUUUCAACCCGGGUCCGGGAACGGAACCAAAGGAUGAAUCCCAGAUUGAUGGGCAGAUUCCCAGGCAGGAUGCCAUCCCGGAUGUCCCACCAAUAAAUAAGAAAUAUUUGAAAGCUCAAAGGUCCUGGGAUCGUCAGAGGAGACGCAAGAAGCAACAGCAUGGAACUGGCUAUGGUAGUCAGGGAUGUUUCGGGUAUUUGGGCUGCUGGAUUGUGGAGCUGACAUGUUGCUUCAUCAGCCUUGUCUGUCUUGCUCUCACAAUAGCAGUUUUCAAGAUCCACGAAGGGCAGUCUUUGUCUGAAUGGCCAAUGGCGAUAUCCUUGAACACCCUCGUGGGGUUCUUGGUGGCGAUAGCACAAGCUGCGCUGGUGGUGCCAUUGGGAGAGGGAUUGUCGCAGUUGAAAUGGAACUCGUUUGCAAGAGGAGAGAAGGAUAUCAGAGAUUAUGGGUUGUUUGAAGAUGCCAAAAGGACACCAAUAGGGGGCAUCAAGUUGAUGUUGAAGAGAAAGGGGAGGGCACUGGGGAUGUCAGCUGCAGCUUUGCUAGCAACAGCUUUUUUGCUGUCGCCGUUGACCCAGGCGGCGAUUACGUAUCCUCUGAGUGAUGGCGGUAGUGGGAUUGCGGUAGGGGGGACGGCAACGGUGCCGAGGAGCGAGGCUUAUACCCAUCCUGAGCCUUACAAUGCCCUCUCACCCGCCGAGAUAACCUCCAUCCACAGCUCUCUGUUCCAACCACCCUCCUCACCCAUUGCUCACCUCUCACCAACAUGCUCGACCGGCUCGUGCACCUUCCCCGACUUUUCUUCCUUGGCAAUCUGCUCCUCAACAGCAGAUAUAACCCCUCGACUCAACGUCGCCCCUCCCACCCUCGUCUCCCCCCGAGCCACACUCCCAAAUGGCAUCCUCCUCACCACCGGCAACCUCAACAUCACCUCUGCCAUUAAUGCAUCCUUCCUCCCUGUUCGAAACACAUUAGGCUUCACCACAGGCGACGACACAGGGAAAACCACCUCUGGCAUCGCCAAUUUCUUUUUAAUUUACACUACCUCAGACGAGUCAACCUCCGCCUUGGAGAUCUUGUUCUAUUUCUGCGUGAAUACCUACCGUGUGGAGGUGUCUGAAGGGGUAGCAAAGACAGAGGUGGUGCACUCUUCUGCCUUGAGCAGUAGCAGCACGUCAAGGGUUGUUGUUGGGAAGAGGCAGGGGGAGUAUACCGUCAACCGGGAGCACGCAAGCUAUCUUCAUCGUUACCUUUUGGGUUUGUUCAACGGGAAUUACUCCACCAACUCUCCAGGGCAGAUAGGUUCAUCGGGGAGGGUGCUAGGGGAAGCCACUUCUUCUGUUGCGGGAAAUGAUGAUGCGAGGGAAGUGGUGGGUAAUAUCACGAGUAAUAUCGCCCUUGGGCUAACCAAUGCCCUCCGAGCCUCCCCCAACGCCGGCGGCCGCGUCAUCUUGGCCUCAGGAACAGCAACCACCCCAGGAGGCACAGGCGACAGAGUCAUAUCAAUCCACUGGCCCUACCUCUCCUUUUUGAUCAUCCAAGUCUCAGCCACAGUUAUCUUUUUGCUAGGGAUCAUGAUCCAGACCGCCGUCUGGGAUGUUCCCGUCCUGAAAGGGGAUCAACUAGCUGGCUUGGUGGCUGUCUCGUCGACAGAUAAGGCUCGGUUGGAGGAUUACAUGGAGGAUGAGAGGGAGGGGAUAACGGCGGCGGCUGAUAAGGAGACUGGGGGGGAGGAGGCCACCGGGGGUGUAAGAAACCGGGGGAGGAGGGGACUAAAGGGGGUGAAGGGACGGUUUGUGGAUAGGGGGGGUGAAUGGGGGUUGGAGGUGGUGGUGGAUUUGGGGAAUGGGGUGCAUAAUAGGGGGAGUAAUGGUGAGGUGUUUGGGGGGAAUAAUGGGAAUGGGAAUGGGAAUGGGGCUACGUGA
This is a messenger RNA of Podospora pseudocomata, 4579 nucleotides long. RefSeq lists its product as uncharacterized. The record is from RefSeq and is a predicted model, not a curated record. Lineage: Eukaryota; Fungi; Ascomycota; Sordariomycetes; Sordariales; Podosporaceae.